UUCUAGCUUAUUUGAACCACCGAGUACACCUUUUGGGUUCGAGCCACGUCAUCGAGGACAGACCCGAGGCCGGAGUCGACGGUGGUUCAUCCAAAAUGAGGUCCUUCUGCGUUUCCGGAUUCUCCGAGGCCCUGGACUGGAGGCCCAUCCUCUUCCAGGAUCCCGACAUCGCUCACUGCGCCUGCGCACUGUGUGGGCUUGUGUCCCUCAAAGCCACCAGGCUGUCCUGUGGCCACACGCUCUGCCCCGAGUGCUACGAGGAGUGUUCUCGGCAAGGGAGCACCUGCCCCAUUGAUGAGGAAUCCUUCGGCGACGAUGACUGCUACCGAAUCGACGUUUCAGUGGGCUUCCUCGCAAAACGUCGGGCGGCCUGCUGGAACAAGUCUAAUGGCUGCAACUUCGAGGGUCCCAUUUGCAGUCUCUUAAAGCACAACAUCGAGUGCGCUUUCCACGUGGUGUCCUGUCCUCGUUGCGAAGUGUCCGUACUGAGGAACGAGAUUGUGGGACACUGCAAACAUGGUUGCCAAGUGCCCGCCGUUGGGCCCGCAGUGGACGCAGACCGUGCCGUACAGGGAUACGACAGCAUCGAGCAGGCAAGUAAUGAAAUCAAAGAAGCGUUGGGCAAGCUCUCUGAAGACCUGUCCUGUCUGCACACCAGCCUGAACCAGUGCCGGGAGGACGUCAGAAAAGCAGAAAAGAGUUCGAAAGAACAACAGGAAGCUCAGUCUGCGACACUUGAACACUUGUCCAGAUUGCACAUCGAGGGACCUUCUCUUGCAGAAGGCGGAUUGAGGGACGUCGCUGGUAAAGUGGAGAAGGGCUGUCAGGCCGGAAACUUCGGCGCAGACGCCGAACGCCCGCUGAACGCCACAGAGAGCACGUGCCAAGGACCACCUCCUAAUCACCAUGAAAAGGAAUUCUACUGGCACUUAAAGGGACUCGAAGCUAUGAAGAUAGAAGCAAGCGACGGUUGUUUGGUGGUAACUGAGAGCCCCAGGCGCUAUUUGACGGGAUACAACGUGUCCAUCGUAUGCAAUCUUGAAAAGACUUUCAAUGACUUUGUUUGUCAUUUUUAUUUAAGAUUAUAUCUUGGAGCCUACGAUUCAAGCCUUAAAUGGCCGUUCAGUAAACAAGUUUACGUCGGUGUCACUCGCCGCUUGGACAAUGAGAUGAAUCGGUUCUCCUCAAGCUCUUUGCGUCGAGGGAAUUCUGAGAAAUUGCGGAGGCCAGACGGAAAUUCCUACAGAGGUUUAGUAUACUUGGCUUCCUUGACCCUGGAGAGUCUAGAACGCCGCCGGUUUGUUGAUAAUGACUCACUGCACAUGUCCUUUGAGGUCAUACUGUAAAGCCCUUAUUGUUCGCGAGCCCUCAAUUUUCGCGAAUUUCGCGAAUUGAAGAAUUUGCGAAAUUUAAGGGCGCGCGAAAAUUUCGGUCCUUAAGGUUUUCAAUGCAGGCGUCUGGAAUUCUCGAAAUUUAGUGGUCGCGAUUAUGCCAUCUGUGACCGAUUCGCGAAAAAUAGGGGCCGCGAAAAUAAAGGGUUUUACAGUAUAUUGAAAGCCUGCUGACGAACAAUAAAUUUAAAAUAGGAGGACAUUACUCUGCUAAAAUUAAAAUUAGCUUAUUACCUGUCCCUCAAACUCGCACUGUUUAAUUCACUGUACACUUUUACAGCUGUCUCGGUUUAUUGUUUGCUAGUGCUGAAUGGCCUUUCAGGCAUAGUGGGGAAAAAAUGUAGAUCCUGAUGUAUCAGUAUAACCAGUUUAAUAAGUCGUGCAGGUUGUGCUGUUGAUUUAAAUGAGACAUUUCAUAUAAAAAUAAAAUAAAACAAGAUAAAAAACGAUUUAUUAUCAUAAUAAUCUGAAAUAGUUUAUCUUUUCUAUUUGUUUCACUUACACCGUAAUCAAUCAAUAUUUUUGGUAUGUCUGAGGACGUAUGUGCUCUUUUGAGAGAAAGGCGCCGCUCUUCUGGGUCAAAAUAAAAUUGGAGUGGUGAGUUUUAUCCUUUUCUUGCACUUGGUUCUUCGGGCACGCUAUGUAUUGCGCGAAAGAGUGCGAAAGAGAAAAAAAUUGUGAGCCAUUCCAAUUUGUGAAGGUGGCUGGCGAGCGAAACUGUAGAGCACCACCACGCAUGAUUCACCAAAAGAAACACAAAAUCACUUUACGAAAUAUUUACUUUACAGCAUAUAUACAUCAUUGUGAAACGGUACUGAUGAUUGCUUUUUAAACACCAUGAUAUACACUAUUGGGUUCCAUUACAACUUUGGUGAGAUUAUUUGCUAAAGUUAAAUAUAUACAUAAAAUGGUUUGCAUAUAUAAAUGCUGCUGCUUUUAUAUAUGUAAAGCAGUGACGACGCCUGACUCGAGAAUGAGGAAGCCCAUAGUUCUCGGAUGUGUCUCCCUUAUCAGGUUUUGACGUCUAUAAAAUAAUUAACACUACGAGAGAUCUUAGUUUAGACUAAACCAAGAUUGAGAUUGUAAAUUCCUUCAAAAUUCUAGGCGUCAUUUUUUCGGAUAAUAUGUCGUGGGAUGAACAUGUUAACUACCUUAUUACAAAGCUGUCUAGAACGGUCGGCAUGUUAAACCGCCAUCGUUAUACCUUACCGAUACAGGUCAAGGUACUAGUUUAUAAUUCCUUGUUCGACUCGCACUUAAAUUAUUGUAAUUUAGUUUGGGGUACCACUAUUUCAACGAAUCUUGAAAGGAUACAUUUGUUACAAAAAAAAAAAAGAGUAAUAAGAGCCAUAGCCGAUGUCCCAUUUCAAUCGCAUACAUCCGACCUAUUCAAAAAGUUCCGCAUUAUCAAUGUGCACACUUUGUAUUCUUACAGGCUCAGUGCAAGCCUUAAGAUAGAGCUAAUUAGGAACACAAACUUUCUAGUAACCCUUGGCCGC
Ixodes scapularis (black-legged tick) is the source of this 2890-nucleotide messenger RNA. RefSeq lists its product as uncharacterized. The transcript has 3 exons. Gene Ontology annotation, cellular component: plasma membrane signaling receptor complex; cytoplasmic side of plasma membrane. Gene Ontology annotation, biological process: protein K63-linked ubiquitination; tumor necrosis factor-mediated signaling pathway; positive regulation of JNK cascade. Bases 96 to 1346 code for a protein of 416 amino acids. Lineage: Eukaryota; Metazoa; Arthropoda; Arachnida; Ixodida; Ixodidae. Gene Ontology annotation, molecular function: tumor necrosis factor receptor binding; ubiquitin protein ligase binding. The record is from RefSeq and is a predicted model, not a curated record.